This is a messenger RNA of Venustampulla echinocandica, 894 nucleotides long. RefSeq lists its product as uncharacterized. The transcript has 5 exons. NCBI's taxonomy places the organism in Eukaryota, Fungi, Ascomycota, Leotiomycetes, Helotiales, Pleuroascaceae. The record is from RefSeq and is a predicted model, not a curated record. Bases 1 to 894 code for a protein of 297 amino acids.
AUGUCCACAUCAGUUGAAGGUCAAAAGGGGGCGAAAGGUGAGGACCAUUGGUCUUCAGAGGCAUACCAGAAUGCCGCCGCUUUUGUGCCUAAGCUGGCGACUAAAGUGGUUGGUUGGCUUGAUGUCAGGGAUGGGGACCGUAUUUUGGAUGUUGGAUGUGGUGACGGCGUGCUCAAUAUCCAAAUCGCCCAGGCACUAUGCAAAGAAUCAGGCACAGGCCGGAUCCAUGGAGUCGACAGCUCUGUCGCAAUGAUAACCGCGGCCAAAGAAGCUACAGCAGCAAUCCCCAGAAUAUCUGGAAUCUGCACAUUUGAGGCCCUCGACGCAACACUCCUCCACACCGACCCAGAACUUCAGAAAGAGAGUUUCGAUAAAGUGUUUUCUAACGCCGCUAUGCAUUGGAUUCUCCGCCCUGAAAAUCGACGGGAUGAUUUCUUCAAAGGCGUGCAUAAGGCGCUCAAACCCGGCGGAAUAUUUGUUUUUGAGAUGGGGGGGAUGGGGAAUUGCGCCGAAAUGCGGACAGCCCUACUCUCCACACUUUCCCACCGCAUCGGUAUUCGGCUCGCCCGCGCCGCAGACCCAUGGUUCUUCCCCUCUACAACCUGGAUGCGUCGGACGCUCACAUCCUCCCCUGGCGGUUUUGAAGUCCUCCAGCUGGAAUCGGAGUACCGGCCUACGAAAGCUGGGGAGGGAGGGAUUCGCGCCUGGGUAAUCUUGAUGGGGAAGCAGUUUUUUGAUGUUGUGGAGAAGGAAAAGGGGAAGGAGGUUAGAGAGGAGUGUGAGAAGGAGGUGGAGGAGGUGUUGAGAACGGUGGUUAGGGGCGAUGGUGGCGAUGGCGAGGAGGGGGAGUGGAUUGGGUAUGUUAGGUUGAGGGGAGUUGCUAGGAAGCUUUGA